AUGAAAUGCAAUAAAGUGUAGAAUGAAGAUUUGUAUGGGAUUUUGGUAUUAUCUAAUGCUAUUGAUGUAGUAGUCUUACCUACUCUUCUGAAAAUAUUGAAAAGAAAGAAAACUUAAGAUUGUCUAGAAUUUCUCUAAUAAAUUCAAAAUCAAUAGCAAUACGAAUAAGAAAUAAUAUUGGUAGAAGAGAUGCUAAAUGUUGGAAGGAAUGACAUCAAGAAGAUAACAAAUAUUCUAAAAAAAAUUAAGGAUCAUGAUUUUAAUGAACAGAAUUACUCAUUAGAUAAAUAUGAAGAAAUUAAAUAUGAUCUGAUCAAAAAAAUAUCCUAAGAUAAAAAUGUCAUAGAAUUACUCAGAUUUUUAGUUCAUCUUACAGCCUUGGAUGAGAGGUAUAUAUAGUGUGGAUCAAAUUCUCUUCAUUUAUUAAUUUAAAUAAAGGUUGAUUUGAAGAAAUAAAGUUUUGAAAAUAUUAGAAUUAGAAAUACUUCACUGUUAGGAGCAAAUUUAGCAAGGUGUGACUUAAGUGGGUCUGAAUUUGACAAUGUUCGAAUAAGUGGUAUGAAUUUGAAUGGAGCCAAAUUAUUUAAUUGUAAAUGGAAGAAUUUAGGUAUUAAUGAGGGAAUUAAGUUAAAUGGCCAUAGAGAUGAUGUCUAUUAGGUCUGCUUUUCUCCAGAUGGUAAGACAUUGGCUUCUUGUAGUGCUGAUAAAUCUAUUUGUUUGUGGAACAUGAAUACAAGAGAAAUUAAGUCCAUUUUAAAAGGAGAGGGUGGGUUAAUGUCAGUAUGUUUCUCUAAUAGCACCACAUUAGCUUUUGCCAGUGAUAAAAUUAUAUAUUUAUGGGAUCUUAAAAAAGGGAACUUAAAAUUUAAAUUAGCUGGUCAUACUUGUUAUAUUGAUUGUGUCUGUUUCUCUCCUGAUGGUAAUACAUUAGCAUCUGGAAGUGGUGAUAAUUCUAUCCUAUUAUGGGAUGUUAAGACAGGACAAUCAAAAAUCAAAUUAGUUGGUCAUGUAAGUUCAGUUUUAGCUGUGUGUUUCUCUCCUGAUGGUACUAUUUUAGCAUCUGGUAGUAAUUAAGAAAUUUUUUUAUGGGAUGUUAAGACAGGAUAACAAAAGGCCAAAUUAUAUGGUCAUACUAUGGAAGUAAUGUCAGUCUCUUUUUCUCCUGAUGGUACUACAUUAGCAUCCAGCAGUACUGAUAAUUCAAUCCGCUUAUGGGAUGUUAAGAUAGGAAAAUAAAAAGCCAAAUUAGAUGGACAUUUAAAUUGGGUUUAUUCAGUUCGUUUCUCUCCUGAUGGCACUACAUUAGCAUCUAGUAGUGCUGAUAAGUCUAUCCGUUUAUGGGAUGUCAAGAGAGGAUAAUUAAAAGCCAAAUUAGAUGGUCAUACUAGUGAAGUCGUGUCAGUAUGUUUCUCACCUGAUGGUAAUACAUUGGCAUCUGGUAGUUGGGAUAACUCUAUCCGGUUAUGGGAUGUUUAAAUAGGGUAAUAAAAAACCAAAUCAGAUGGUCAUUCACAUUAAGUUUACUAAAUUUGCUUUUCUCCUGAUGGUACUACAUUCGCAUCUGGUAGUAAGUCAGAAAUCUUUUUAUUGGAUGUUUAGACAGGAUAAUAGAAGAGCAAAUUUGAUGGUAUUACUAACGAUGUUAAAUCAAUCCAUUUCUCCUCUGAUAGAGCAACAUUAGCAUAUGGUAAUAAUAAGUCUAUCUGUUUAUGGGAUAUUAAGACAGGAUAAUAAAUAGCUAAAUUAGAUGGUCAUGAAAAUUUAGUUCUAUCAGUCUGUUUCUGUCCUGAUAGCACUACAUUAGCAUCUAGUAGCAAGGAUAAGUCUAUUCGUUUAUGGGAUAUUAAAACAGGAUUAUAAAAAGCUAAAUUUGAUGGUCAUACUAGGGAGGUCAUGUCAGUUAGUUUAUCUCCUGAUGGUACUACAUUAGCUUCUGGUAGUGCAGAUAAAUCAUCCGUUUAUGGGAUGUUAAGACAGGAUAAUAAAAAGCCAGAUUAGAUGGUCAUUCAAAUGAUGUUAAUUCAGUCUGUUUCUCUCCUGAAGGUACUCUAUUAGCAUCUGGUAGUUCAGAUAAGUCUAUUCGUUUAUGGGAUAUUCAGACAGGAUAAUAAAAUGGUAAAUUAGAUGGUCAUUCAAAUUCAGUUUUAAUAGACUGUUUCCCUACUUUUAAGGCUAAAUUUGGCUAUGGUAGAUUAGAUAACUCUGUCGGUUUAUGGGACGUUCAGACAGGACAAUAAAUUUUACCAUAGAAUAAUCGUUACAAAGAUAUUCUAGCGAACUUUUAAACCUAAAUAUUAAUAAACAAAGUUCUCCCCCAAAGUGGUAUUUAUUUUUCGCUAUGUGUAGUUAACUCUAAUAUUACUAUCCUUACAAUUUCCUAAAAUCUCAUUUUAGAAGCUUAAGGAGCUUAAAUCUUGAAAGGAGAAUUUGUAAAUUCUUAAGGUCUAGAUCUAAAGUCAUUAUUCAAAUCCAAAGGAAGCUGCAUUUUUGAAAGUUAAAAUUGA
Molecule: messenger RNA, 2504 nt
Organism: Paramecium octaurelia
Lineage: Eukaryota; Ciliophora; Oligohymenophorea; Peniculida; Parameciidae
Source: the annotation of a GenBank genome assembly